GUGUCUGAACCCGGAAGUAAUUCAGUUCGCUUCAGCUAACUAGCAAUAAACUCUUCUGGGGCGAAAGGUGUAAAAGUAAAGUUUGUUUUAGUUAAAAUUAUGAGGGCAGCUACUGUCCAGGUGUUUCCUUCCCUUGUCCGGUAAAUUGAAAGUCGGAACCCAGUUGUGUCGCUGAUAUGAGAGGAGGAAGAACUUGUAUUUCUAUCCGUCAAACAGAUAUAUAACACAAACAACAGAUGCCAGCAUAACGACGCAAACUGUCUGGAAUGUCUUGAAAAUAAUAUGAACUGCUAAUAAAGGUAUGCUGUAAAAAUGAUUUUGUUAAGGCUGUGUGACAGGCAGUGAUAGGCUUGUGAAGUUAUGCCGAGGUUAUGGAAAGUUUAAUUAAUUUUGCUGAAGAGCAGCAGCCUUCACCUGUGAUGACGAACUCCUGGUCAAAACAGGAAGCUGGCAAGAGUGAAAUGCCAAAAUAUGCUGGUGGAUUUGUCCUGGUGCAUGCAGGAGCUGGAUACCACUCCGAAUCUAAGGCAAAGGAAUAUAAGCAUGUGUGUAAAAGGGCCUGCCAGCGGGCUGUAGACCAGUUGAGAGCAGGAGCACUUGCGGUGGAGGCUGUGACUGCUGCUCUGGUUGAACUAGAGGAUUCUCCUUUUACAAAUGCUGGCAUGGGCUCCAACCUUAAUCUGUCAGGGGAAAUUGAAUGUGAUGCAAGUAUCAUGGAUGGGAAGUCGCUUCAUUUUGGUGCAGUCGGAUCCAUUAGUGGUAUUAAAAACCCAGUCCUAGUUGCAAACUGUCUCCUGACUGAAGCACAGAAAGGGAAGCUCUCAGCGGGCAGAAUACCACCCUGCUUUUUGGUGGGGCGAGGGGCACAUGAUUGGGCGAUCAGCCACGGAAUACCUCCAUGCCCUUCAGAGAAAAUGGCAACUAAGUUCAGUUUAUCUGCCUACAAGAGGAACAAGCGAAAGAUGGAGAUGGCAGAGAAAAUGGACGCAGGACAAAACCAGGAAAAGAAAAGACGACAAUCAAGUGAAAACGAAAACGGCUCAGGGUGCCUGGACACAGUCGGAGCAGUUGUGGUCGACUCGGAGGGGAACGUAGCUGCAGCCGUGUCCAGUGGAGGCCUAGCUAUGAAACAUCCCGGCAGGGUUGGACAGGCUGCUCAUUAUGGAUGUGGCUCCUGGGCUGAAAACGCCUGUAACAUGAACUCUUACUCUGCAGCAGUGAGUACCUCAGGGUGUGGAGAGCAUCUGAUACGCACCAUGCUGGCUCGGGAAUGCUCCGCUGCCAUGCAGUCUGAAGAUGCCCACCAAGCACUGCUGGAGGCUAUGCAAAACAAGUUCAUCAAUGACAGAGGAGGUCCAGAGCCUGAUCAACGAAUAUAUGUGGACUUCAGACAGACAUCCAAUAGGAAAAAAGAAUAUGGCUCACCGUUUCUGGUCAGUGAAGAUCGUGUUCUGGGUGGAGUUAUUGUCUUGAGAUGCUGCAGAUGUGUGGAAGCACAGCCGUCUCCAAAUAUUCAAGGUGCAAUGGUGGAGUUCCUAUGGAGUCACACCACAGAGAGCAUGUGUGUUGGCUACAUGUCUGCCCAAGACAGCAAAGCAAAGACGCACAUAUCCAGAUUGCCUCCUGGAACUGUUCCUGGCAAGUCUUUGGCCAUUGAGGGAGGGGUGUGUCGGUUGACGGGCAUAGUGGAUUGAACCACGUUUCCUGCUCGCUCUAUCUUCUUCUGAGCUUCCUUAGCAAUACUCCUAUACAAACUCAGAAAAUGCACAUCCAUGUACGCACUUCCAUGCACUCAUACACAUGUACAGCUCCUCCAACUUCCCACAACCUUUGCGAUGCCAGAGAUAAUAAGCUUUCGUUGUUUGAACAGGUGUUCAGGAUGACAUGAGGAGCAUUAGCUACUACUUAGUGCACUUAUAGGACUUCCCUUUGCCAUUGCCGACCUCCAGUAUGCACUCUAUGCCAGUUUACCCUUCAAGCUCUCCAGUGUCACCUGGAUUAAACUUGAUGCGUCAUUAUGUUGAUUCACCGUUAUUUUUCUUUGAUACUUUUUUCCAGCUGAACAACACAUCCUUCCUUUUGUACAUAAGCUAUAAUCUUGGGAAACAGGGUGGAUGUUAUAUUGUGUUGCUGCAGAGAUGUGAUUAUUUUCACAUUUUUAUCAACUUCAAAUCAAAGAGCUUUUCUGUUUGUUUUCAAAUGACAGUGGAUGAAAUAUGUACAAUUGCACCUUUUGGAACGCCUGCCUCAAGACGUUUGCUUGGUAUAAUUUAGAGCUUUGAGUUUUACCAUUAAUAAUGAAAAUACAGUAGUUUAGUAUAUACCCACUUAAAUCAGCCUCCAUAUUCCUGUUAAUACUUCGACAUUAUUUAAAAUAUAGCGUAAUGUGAAUUUUCAAUCUGGAUUUUUUUUAAAUAACCAUUUCAGACCUAGGAUGUUUUGCUUCUUUUAGAAUAUAAAUACAUAAAUUAUGCAUGUUGAAACUUUACAGUGAGUCAGUUUCUCUUACCUGGCAGUUAGAGAGUUGAUCUAUGAGGAGGAAGCUGUGCACAUCCAGGGUGAUGACUGUUACUUAUCCUUUUACAAAUCAAAUUUUAUUUUUCCACUGCCUCACUGGCAAUGAAGUUGUAUUUUCUGGCAGGAAGCCCAUGAAAUGGUGCUGUUGAACUGUACUUGAAAAGGAUGACUGUCUGAACUAACUACAUUAGGAUAAUAGGGAUUUUUUGAUUUUAAUUUUUCUCUUAGUAAGAAUUUCAAACAUGACAAAACUCCAAUUAAUUUCUACAUAGAAAUGACAUUAUUGUGGAAUUGUAUAAGCUUUAGAAACCCAAUACAUGCCACACUGCAGUGCUGAGAAACUCAAUAAAAUUUACCUUGCUAGA
Girardinichthys multiradiatus is the source of this 2882-nucleotide messenger RNA. It is a transcript of the gene tasp1, whose product is annotated as taspase, threonine aspartase, 1. Gene Ontology annotation, biological process: protein maturation. NCBI's taxonomy places the organism in Eukaryota, Metazoa, Chordata, Actinopteri, Cyprinodontiformes, Goodeidae. The record is from RefSeq and is a predicted model, not a curated record. Gene Ontology annotation, molecular function: threonine-type endopeptidase activity. The transcript is spliced from 16 exons. The coding region runs from base 372 to 1694 and encodes 440 amino acids.